CUUAGCGGCAGGAUGAGCGAAGAUUGCGCUUCAACCAAUGGAAUGGCAGCUAAUUCUCUGUCUAAGAAGCGAGAAGACUAUUUGGAAUGGUGUGAAUAUUUUAUGGCUGUAGCAUUUUUAGCAGCUCAGAGAUCUAAAGACCCAAACUCACAGGUCGGUGCAUGCAUUGUGAACUCCGAGAACAAGAUAGUUGGAAUUGGAUACAACGGUAUGCCUAAUGGCUGUCACGACGAUGUGCUCCCAUGGGCCAGGACUGCAGAGGAUAGGCUUGAUACAAAAUACCCUUAUGUUUGCCAUGCUGAGCUGAAUGCCAUAAUGAACAAAAACACUGCUGACGUGAAAGGCUGCACCAUGUAUGUUGCUUUGUUUCCUUGCAAUGAGUGUGCCAAACUUGUCAUUCAGGCUGGUAUAAAAGAAGUUAUUUUUAUGUCUGACAAGUAUCACGACAGCCCAGAUAUGAAAGCUGCAAGACACAUGUUUGAUCUGGCUGGUAUCAAAUACACGAAAUUCAUCCCCAAACACAGAAAAAUUGUCAUUGACUUUGAUUCUAUCAACAGCAGCGGGCCGAGUCCGAAGCCACUGUGAACUGAAGUCUCUUGCAUCUCUGAGUUGCUUUUUGCAGAAAUAGGUGGAAAUUGUAUUAAAUGGUUUAUUGCUUUCUUAUGCAGGGACGCUUAUACUUCAAAAGGAUGCUUUAGAAAGUAUUUCGGGUACUGUCCUCCUGUAGAUCUUAGUUUAUACUUGUGGCUCACUCUGCUGGGGGGCUUCUGUAUCCUGUUGAUUAGUAUCCUUUUUUUAAUAUGGGAACAAUAUUAUAAAAACUUGUUAAGUUUGUGCGUUAUGCUUCCAAAAAUAGAAGUAGGAAGUAACUUGUACAGUUUUUAAUGUAUUAAAGAUGUGCUGUAAAGUGCUCUUUGCAACCUAUGCUGCUAUUAAACAUAGUUUUAAAUUGA
This is a messenger RNA of Xenopus tropicalis (tropical clawed frog), 953 nucleotides long. It is a transcript of the gene dctd, whose product is annotated as dCMP deaminase. Gene Ontology annotation, molecular function: hydrolase activity; dCMP deaminase activity; zinc ion binding. Lineage: Eukaryota; Metazoa; Chordata; Amphibia; Anura; Pipidae. The record is from RefSeq and is marked provisional.